ACAGUCACUACUACAGUCACUACUCCAGCCACUACUACAGUCACUACUCCAGUCACUACUCCAGCCGCUACUCCAGCCGCUACUACUCCAGUCACUACUCCAGCCGCUACUCCAGUCACUACUCCAGCCGCUACU
Procambarus clarkii (red swamp crayfish) is the source of this 135-nucleotide messenger RNA. Lineage: Eukaryota; Metazoa; Arthropoda; Malacostraca; Decapoda; Cambaridae. The record is from RefSeq and is a predicted model, not a curated record.